AUGACGGGAAGCCGACCUGGUGGGGAUGCGGUGAGUACGAACGCCGACACACGGAAACGCCUCCAGUCCACACCCCUUCUCCCUUUCCUCCUCCCCUCCCCUAGUCACCGUCUAGGUCGACUGGAUCUCUCCUCUCCCAAGCUCUUGGAAUGGUGCGGAGCUGACCGCCCAGGCCACCACGUCGAGUCUGUCCUCAAGGACGUCCCCGUCGCUGACCGGUGCGACUGUCCCCACGUCCCGAUCGUGGACCUCCCCGGCCUCCGCCUCAUGAAGACGGUCAAGAAGGACCCCAACUAUGCCGGCGGCGCAUCGAAGAAGCCAGAGCUCUAG
This is a messenger RNA of Trichosporon asahii var. asahii CBS 2479, 330 nucleotides long. RefSeq lists its product as uncharacterized. The coding region runs from base 1 to 330 and encodes 109 amino acids. The record is from RefSeq and is a predicted model, not a curated record. The transcript has a single exon. Lineage: Eukaryota; Fungi; Basidiomycota; Tremellomycetes; Trichosporonales; Trichosporonaceae.